AUGCCUCAGCUAUCCAUUACUCCACCAUGCCUCAGCUAUCCAUUACUCCACCAUGCCUCAGCUAUCCAUUACUCCACCAUGACCACCAUGACCUCAGCUAUCCAUUACUCCACCAUGACUCACCCAUCCACACUCCACCAUGACUCAGCCAUCCAUUACUCCACCAUGACCCAGCCAUCCAUUACUCCACCAUGCCUCAGCUAUCCAUUACUCCACCAUGCCAGCUAUCCAUUACUCCACCAUGACUCAGCUAUCCAUUACUCCACCAUGACUCAGCUAUCCAUUACUCCACCAUGCCUCAGCUAUCCAUUACUCCACCAUGACUCAGCCAUCCAUUACUCCACCAUGACCUCAGCCAUCCAUUACUCCACCAUGACUCAGCCAUCCAUUACUCCAUCCAUUACUCUAUCCAUUACUCCACCAUGCCUCAGCUAUCCAUUACUCCACCAUGACCCUCAGCUAUCCAUUACUCCACCAUGA
Acanthosepion pharaonis is the source of this 480-nucleotide messenger RNA. Lineage: Eukaryota; Metazoa; Mollusca; Cephalopoda; Sepiida; Sepiidae. The record is from the annotation of a GenBank genome assembly.